AUGGCAGCAGCUUCAGCAGCUGUGGAAAUGGCAUUAGAUGAGGAUGCUACUAGUGCCACUGAAGAUAUGUAUAUGGUUGAGGUGACACCAAUAUAUAGUGAUGGGGAAGAUGAUCAGCAACAGCUUAUGACAUCUGAUAAAGAACCAGUUUCUCUGGAAAAUAGGGUGCAUCCAUUCACAGCCACAACAUUAGAAAAGGGCAUUUCACAAAUCACCAAGCCAAAUAUAGGUGUGAGAGGAGUACAUCCUGGAGUCACAGAAACCAACAAAAUAACUGAAGAGGAUAACACAGAUAUCCCUGAAAUGUCUUCAGAAUCACCAUCCAUAGAAACUCCACAAAGACCAACACUUACUCUUUUGCACCCCACGUCAGAUACCUCCAACUUAUCUGACACUUCCACUUCCCCUAGCCAGAGUUUGCCAGCUACCAGUCCUUCUACUGAUGACACCAUGAGCUUACUCUCUCUUGCUGCUCGCAUGUUUGACUUUGAGUCAUUUGAAUAUGGACUAAUGUUUAGGAGCCUCAGUCAUGAAGGACUGGAAAAAGAUGGUACAACAACAGCCACCAGAGAGAAAGAGACAUCAGGUAGAGGGAAUGCCCAUCGACGGUUAUCACUGCAGUCAGGUGUUCUAAGAGAGCUCAGUGUUGAGAGAGAAAUUUCAAGGGAAGAUAAAGCAAUUCCGAAAGCCGAAGAGACUAGAACAUGCACCAAAGCUGACCAGAAUAAAGACCAUAGGCAUAAAGAGCCACCCACAGAUUCCACCGAUGAAAGUGCCCAUUUGACAAGCGAAACAAACUUACUUUAUAGCUCUCAGUCGGAUGAUACAACUUCAACUCAGAAAGUUUAUUUCAAGAACAGAGAAACUUCACUAGAUACCUCCCAAAGCAAGAGAGCAACCCAAGAAGUGCAGCUGCAAACUGGCUCAUCCCUGUUAGAUCUUUCCCAAGAAGAUAGUACAACCCAAACAUGUAAAGAGUUUGUUAAAGAGGACACAUCACAAACUGAAGCCAGUGAAACACACAGCUUUAGUACACAGACAAGUAGAGCUCCCACCCCUGUUGCAGACAGUACCCAAACAGCAGUCCUACAGAUGGACAUUUCUACCCAAGCAGAAGAGACUGAAUUGAUGAACAAAGUAGACUUAGAUAUGACAAGCCAUAGUUCACAUAUGCAGACAAGCAGGGGAUCUUCACCUGUUGCAGAUUUUAUUCCAGUUAAAACAUUACAAGGUGUCAUGUGUACACAGACAGAGGAGGCUGAUUCUAGCAAUGAAGGAGGCAGCCAUCAAGUGAUCAACUGUAGCUUUAGUACUCAAACCAGCAGAGGUUCUUCUCCAUUGCCAGAUAUAACAUCUAAAGUUUCGCAGACAUCCAUGUCUACCCAGACAGAUGAAAGUGAUUCAAGUAAGGAAGAAAUUCAAAGGGAAUUUAUUAGGAGUCACAGUUUCAGCACCCAGACAAGCAGAGCUUCUUCUCCUGUGUCAGAAAAUACUGCAGUCAAAGCAUUACAGAAUGUCAUGUCAACCCAGACAGAUGGAAGUGAUACAUUGGAUGAAGCAUCACAAAGAGGACUUUUGACACACCAUGCUUCGAGUACUCAGACCAGCAGAACAUCUUCUCCAUUGUUGGACACUACUCCAGCAAGAUAUUCCCCACCAUUAUCAAAUCAGGCUAGUGAAGUUACAAGUCAUAGCAUGAGCACACAGACUAGCAGAGCAUCAUCUCCCAUUGAUGAGACAAGACCUGCUCUAGUUCACAUGUCAACUCAGGCAGGUGACAGAGACUCUAAUGAGAGCCAAUCAGACAAGAGAACAACUAACAACUUCAGUACUCAAACAAGCAGAGAACCAUCUCCUGUUGAAGAGAGGAGACCAUCACAGAGUGACAUGAGAUUGGCUCAAAUUCACAUCUCAAAUGAAGCAGACGAUAGUGACGCCAGCAAGGACCAAACGCCUGAGAGAACAACAAACAACUUCAGUACUCAAACGAGCAGAGAACCUUUUCCAGUUGAAGAGAUGAGACCAUCACAGAGUGACAUGUCAACACAGGCAGAUGACAGUGACUCGAACAAGAAACAAAAACCAAAGAAGUCAGUCCAUAGCUUCAGCACCCAGACAAGUAGAGAGCCAUCUCCUGUUAAUGAAGUUCAACCUGCUUCAUCUGAUGUGUCAGCUCAGGCAGGUGAUAGAGUAUCUUGCCAGAAAGAAACAACAAACAGUUUUAACACUCAGACAAGCAAAAACUCACCCCCUAUGGAUGAAUUAGCACCAUUCCAGACUGUUAAUUCAACUCAUGCUAAUCAGAAUGACUCAGGUGAAGAGGCAGAAACAUCCGGUAGGUCUUCACCUGUUAAUGAAAUACCAUCUGUGGAACAAGGUGAGACAGAAAUUGGUGUUGCAGCCAAGGGUAUGUUAGAGGGAGUUCACAUUCCCCAAAUAAACAAGGGAGGUGAUAAGAGCAGCCAGGAUCAGCCAGUGUACAGGGAAGAAAGAGAAAAUGCAGAGUAUGGUAGAGAAAUAAAGUCAGAUACAGCAUCAGAAUCACCACAGCCAGCAGGCCAUGUGGAUUUAGCAAAUAAUACAUUUGCAAACCAAGAGGAUUCUGAAGUUUCAAUACCUGAUCAACUGCUCUCACAUGAUACCCAGGGUUCCAAGUCCAGAAAACCCGAAUCUUCAGUGAAGUAUCCUGACAAUAGUGAAUUUUCUCCAAAUGCCUCCUCACAAGAUCUUGAAGGAGGUCAAACCUUACAACAUUCAUCUAAGAGGCAUACCCCAGACCAGUCUAUUGAAGUCCCAUCCCCAAUUACUCCUAGAGGGAGAUCAGCCAGUUUACCAUCAAACAUCACUGAUCUCUCUUCCAGUCUUCUCUUCCAACAGUCUGCCCCAAGCAAGACUUCCAUCUCUUCCUCUGAAGAAAGACUGUAUCUCAGCAAUGAUGAAAUGUUUGGAGAUUCUUCAGGCAACAUCAUUGAAUCUAUGAGAACUGGUAGAGUUUCAAAUGAAGACAAGACUCAAAGAAAAACCCGGCAGCAGAGAUCACAAGGCUUCCAGACAGACUCGUCUUGGCAUUCUACAUUCUCAACCAUCGAAAGAGACAUACCAAGAGGCUGGGGUAGUUUUGCCUCCCAAACCAGCCAGUCCAUUGAAUCUCUUCUCAUCAGACCGAGAAGCACAGCUGAUGUUUCUUUACAGACCAGACCACUUUUUAGCAUUGGAUCUCAGACCACACGCUCUUUGUGGUCACUCUUUGAUUUGAACACAGAAGAAGAAACCCCUUUCAACAGGACCAAUAGUUUUGGCAUGCAGACAGGAGACUCUCUUAUGUCUCUGCUCACAGGCCAGAGUAGAGUCAGCAGUGCAGCAGAUCUCAAUGAAGCAUCUAGCUUUAUGGUCAGUGAGGGCCUUCAAACAACAGACUCACUAUGGUCUUUGCUGAGUUCCCAGUCUGAUCUGGAUAUGGCAGCAACAACAACAGCAGUUGCUACUGAUGAACACUCUUUUGAGACUGAACAUCAGUCUGAACCACCAUCUCUUUCCACACCAAGCACUGCUCCUAGAAGGCCCAGCGCUGGUACUGUUGAGGUUGAAAUGCCACAGUACACCAUCACUCCACCAGAUAUUGAGGCCCUUAGGAAAGAACAUGCUCUGAUGAUGGCUCUGCUGAGGCGAACAGGAGAAUCAAGAUCUACCAGCAGAAGAAAGUGGAUGAGUCCUACACCAACAAUGCCUGAUCUGAAUGACACAAUUCAGCAAAAAUCACCAAUGGAGCCUAUUGUGUCAAUGCCUGUUGACUUGUCGUCUGUAGUGACCACAGCAAUGCAAACAACCAGCCUGACUCUGCCAACCAUAGUCAUCAGUGGAUCUCAAAUUAAAGACUUUAAUAUUGGACUGCCAAUGGUUGUUACAUCAACAAGUUCAAUUUUGUCACAAAAUGCUGAACUAACAUCACAUGAAACAUCAGAUGAAUUGACCAGAACAUCAGAUGAGUCACAUAGCGAGAGAUCAGACACAACCCAGGUCAAACAUUUGACCACAGGUGAUAGUUAUUUCACAGUCAACACUUCAAAUAGAGGGCUUGGAGGUGUAGAUAUAUCAGGUGUAGUUGAUGAAGAAGAUGGUAGAGAAUAUUGCGAUGUAGAAACAACAAGCACCCCUUCUCCUGCUGCCCAACUUCCUAUACAAAGAAGUACAUUGGUGAAUACAGCAACCUCUGCCAUAGGGCCAGAUACAACAACUGCUGAUGUGCUUACUUCUACAUCAUAUGGUGGCUUUGUAUCUGAGAAAGAAAUGGAUAAUAGCAAGGAAAGCGAAAGCAAUACUACAGUGAGUGUGUCUGAAUCUACCAGUGACAGAAUAAGUUUCCUCAGUGAGGGUACACAGGCAGAUACAUCCUUGAAUAUCACUGAUGAUUUCACACAAACAGAUCUUGACUUGUCUUUGUCACCCAGAGAUCACCUUGAUGAAUCUAUUGGAACUGAUGAUCAAGAACGUCAUCAACAAAUUCUUGACGAAAUGGAAAAAUUGCGAACAGAAAGGUUACGUAUUAUAAGUCUCCUUGCUUUGGAUUAUGUUCCAUCAAGGAUUUAUGUGGAAUUGGCUGAAGCUCAGUUGAAUUAUGCAUUUGGACAAACAGACAUUCUGUUGAAAACUUUAGAAGAGAACUGGGAUGAUGACAGGCCAUUAGAAAUGUUCAAAUUUGAAACAGGUGCACAGCACCUAACAGAAAUUACUGAAGAGUACCUUGAGAAAUACCGCACUCAGUUGGAGGAGUCUAAGAAGAGCAUUGAGAAAAGGAUUCGACAUUUGGAAAAGGAGAGACACAAAGGCAGAAAACCCAGAGCCCUUGUGAGGAGUGAAAUGGCCAAAAUACGACGGCAAGCUGAAAUUGAAGUAUUUAAAGUAGAACGAGAAAGAGAACAGAAGAGUUAUGAAAGCACCAAAAGCCCUAGUCCUGCUAGACGUGAUCACGGAACUGAUCAUGAACAUCAUGAGCAUGGCCGUGACCACAGCUGGGACAAAGGUGAUACAGUCAGCGAAACCAGCAGUCAGAGACCUCCAUCCUCAUCAAGGAAAAGCAGUAUUACUAGUAGCAUUAAAAUGUCUGAAUCUGGUGGCUACUGGACCCCAAUGCAUUACCUCCAACAUUUAGCAAAACUGAGAAAAGAUUUGGUAAAAACCAACAAGGAGACCACAACAUCAACACCGUCUUCUACUGCCACAUCUGUAAAUGUGGCCAACAACUCACUCGCAGCAAGUUUGGAAAUUUCUCCAAGUUCAAUGUCCAGGUCAAGGUCACGUUCAAGAUCGCCUAGAGAGGAGACUGUGUCAUAUGCAUCAGGGCAAUAUUCAACAAAUUUGAACCCUGAUGCCAAUCAGAACAAGUCAACAACACCCAGACCGUAUCCAGCAGAUGAUGCCAGUAGUGGACCAUCAGCAAAAAGUACAUCUCGUCUGCUAUAUCACAGAGAACCUCCGAGAAAACUAUCCCCUGAGCAUCCUGAAAAUGUGCAUCUCCAUGAAUGUCACAACAACAACAACUAUAGACUUCAUCACCUGGAACCUGAGAGAGACUAUGGAAUUACAAGACCACCACUGCCCUCUCUGCCUAGCACGGAGAGUUCUGUCACUCUGCCAUUCUACAGCUCUCCAUCGGUGAGCUCUCAUUCUGUAGGCUCAUACAGAAGCUAUACAGUCAAAGAUAGUGAAGACACCACAGCAUACAGACCAAAGGAUACCUUCAGGAAAGAUGUGGUUGGAGAUGUGUUAAGCCCCAAGGUUGCCAGGCGAAAUCUUCCCACCUCUGAUCAGGCCAGUGUCCUCACCUUUGUACGAUCACUUCACGAUGAGACAGAGAGCUUGCUCUUAGAAACUCAGCAGAUGAGGAGACAGAGCAGGGCAGAAAUUGAAAAGGCCCAUGAAAGUUUGAAGAAAUCUCCAAGAGAGAAAUACUCUGUACCUAGACCCAAGGCAUCAUCUGAUAGCAGUUCAUGGUCAGCCAGACCUGAGCCUAGAGCAUCAUCAUCAUCAUAUUUCUCCUAUGACAGGAAUGAUUAUUAUGAUGAUGAGUUAAAUAAGGAAAGAAGAGAAAGGGAGAUAGAUGAUGAAAUUGAGGCUAUGCGUAAAAAGUACCACCUUGACACCCCUGGAUUACAUCACAGUGAAAGUCAGGAAUUUACUGGUUACCAUGGCGAUGAUGGAAGAGAGCAAAGUUGGGAUGCAUCUUACCACUCACCAUCUUCACUGAACUACAGAAACGAACCCACAUAUAAUACAGACUUUGAUUACCCAGCUUAUGAGAUAGCCCCAAGCCAGUCCCCAUACAGGUCCCCCUCACCAUCCAGAAACACCUCGUACCUGAGCUCCGGCUAUGCCAGAGAUAUACUGCUGCGCAGUGAGAGAACAGUGGAAGCAGCUUUAACUUCCAGGCAGCGCACCAGAACCGAAACAUCGGGACUAGGGACAUUGGAAUGGGAGGUCCCUGAGUUGAACACAAUACCUUUCGAACCAUUGAGUGCAACGGCCAUUAUGUCCAGGAUUGAACAGAGAAAGCGUGAAAGGAAAAAUUCUCACCAAUAUAAAAGAAAAUAA
Molecule: messenger RNA, 6588 nt
Organism: Lingula anatina
Lineage: Eukaryota; Metazoa; Brachiopoda; Lingulata; Lingulida; Lingulidae
Source: RefSeq, a predicted model, not a curated record